Dermacentor andersoni is the source of this 6960-nucleotide messenger RNA. RefSeq lists its product as uncharacterized. Lineage: Eukaryota; Metazoa; Arthropoda; Arachnida; Ixodida; Ixodidae. The record is from RefSeq and is a predicted model, not a curated record. Gene Ontology annotation, molecular function: oxidoreductase activity, acting on the CH-OH group of donors, NAD or NADP as acceptor.
GCCAGUGCACGCGCGGUCCCCGGUGCUGACGGAACCCUCGAGUCUGCGGCCCGCGAUACAGCCAGUGCCCUGUGCGCGCGCGCGUGUGUAUUGUGUGUUGCUCGCGGGAUCUUGUCCUCGUCUCAUCGGAGCAGCCGGAGAAAAGGAAAAAAAGAAAAGGGAGCGUUGUCGCGGCGACCGAAAACUGCCUGAUUACUGCUGAGGAAUCUGUUUCGCCCAUUCAACAUGCUGUCCCGUCCGGGCGAGGCGGUCGUGCUGGUGACGGGAGCCACGGGCUAUGUGGGCUCGCACAUUGUGAAGCUGCUGUUAGAGGAUGGCGAGCUACGUGUCCGGGCCACGGUGCGCAACCUCGAGCAGGAGGAUAAGACCAAGUUCCUGCGUGAGCUGGUGCCUGAUGCCAAGCACCCUAUCGAGCUGGUGCAGGCAGACCUUCUCAAGGAGGACACCUGGAAAGAUGCUGUGAAAGACUGCACAUAUGUAGUGCACGUGGCUGCACCCACACCGCACUCUUCGCUCUCCAAGGACAAUGACCUGCUCAAGCUGGCCGUUGAUGGUACCAAGGCUGUGCUGCAGGCCUGUGCUGACUCGGGCACUGUCAAGAGGGUUGUUCUCACCAGCUCCAUCAGUGCUGUCUUUGAUCAGUCCCAGCCAGGGAGUGCCCUAAGUGAGCGUGAAGGCAAACCUUUCACAGAAGAUGACUGGAGCAAUGCCGAGUCUGCAACCUUGGAUGCCUAUGGCAAGGCUAAGACGCUCCAGGAGAAGGCAGCAUGGGAUUUCGUCAAGGAGCUGCCAGAGGAGAAGAAAUUUGAGCUGGUGGUCAUUAACCCUGGACUCUGCAUUGGACCUCUGCUGCAGAAGACAACCCAUGGCGUGCCCACUAGUGUGCUGCUGAUCAAGCGCUUCAUGGACCGGUCUAUACCGCUGGUGCCUCCGGCAUCACUCAGUGUGGUGGAUGUUCGUGAUGUGGCGCGGGCACACAUACAUGCGCUCACUGUGCCAGGAGCAGCACAGAACCGCCACAUUGUCACCAACCAGUGCAUAUCUGUCAAGGACAUGGCCACAGCACUUGCCAAGGAGUUCAAGCCACAUGGCUACAGCAUUUCAACAGCUGGAGCACCAUACUUCCUGAUGUGGCUCAACAGCCUGGUGGACAAGAACUCCAAGCUGCUCAUGUCCAAGCUGAACAAGCCAAGCACAUAUGACAAUGCCCGCAUGCGUGAGGUGCUCGAGAUUGAGCCCCGCGAUGUGCAGCAGUCGAUCCUGGACACUGCCUACAGCAUGAUCCAGCUGGGCGUCGUCAAGAAGUCCAAGAAGAUGAAGAAGCAGGAGCUUUCAACCGAGGGAGAGGGCCAUGUGAAUGGCGACUUGAAUGGCGAAAAGGCAGAUGAUGAAAAGGACGAGAAGAAAGAGGGAGAUGAUGAAGAAAAGGCUACUGAUGAGAAGAAGGAGUCUGCCACCGAGGAGACCAAGAAGGUUGAAGAGGUCACCAAGAAGGUCGACGAGGUCAUUGCUGAGCCCCCACAGAACAAGGAACUUGAGCCAGAAGACAAGGUUGAGAAGGCAAAUGGCGAUGUUGCGGAACCACCGCCACAGCCUGUAGAGGUGACUGCAAACUGAGUUAGGCAGAUGCAACAACACACACACACAUACACAUAACACAUACACUCCUUUUUUUUUUUUUUUUUGGUGCCCCUACCUUUAAUGUGGGUAGGCAAGGCGAUUGUUUUAUUCUAUGCUGUAGGUUCUUGGCAGGUCACUGAAUUGAACACGUCAGGAGAGAAAGGUUUUAUGUUCACCGGUAUAGCAGUGUGAUUGCAGCCUUUAUGGGCUACCGAAAUUGGAGGCUGAAACAUAACCUACAGGACAUGCGAAAAAUCAUGCAAGUGCUUAUCAUUAAAAAAAAAAAAUACUAUAUAGAAGUAAACUAUGCAGUGUGCACGACUGACAGUUCCUUGACAGUAACGUGCACAAACAAGCCCUGUCUGGAAUUUGCGGCCUUCCAUAAUGUCAACAUUCUUGAUACUGGUUGAGCAAGUCGUGUGUGCAUAAUGCCUAAGGUGAAUUAGUAUCUCUCAUGAAGCGCUUCUUUCGGUGUCCUUUCUAAGAAUGGGGUUUGGGAACGCUCUUGUGUUGUCAUCUGCGGGUGACAUUUUUGUGGAGUCUCUAUGUGUGCUGCCUGGUAGAUCUAUUCCAAGAGAACCAAGGGGCUGCAUUAGCACUUGUCAACACUGGAUGCUUUGGCGCCAGAUAGAAUCAUCAGCAUUACUUAAGUGAACAACAGCACCACUGUAGAAACCUGCCAUGACUUGCUUCUGCCAGUCUAUUUGUAGCUUUGUUGCUUCCAUGAUAUGCUUACAGGGCAAAAAAAUUUCCCUUCUGCUUUGCUGAGAAGAUAUAGGAGAAAUAUGCAGAAAUGAACACGGAUGAGACUGCAUUAGACAAAAAAGGCAGGAAAAAUAUUUUUGAUCACAAUAUAUUUUAAAGACAUUUAGCAGCAAGCCAAAACUUUUCUAAACAGUCGAUUCAGAAAUAAAGAAGUGGAUAUUUUGUAGGGAGGACAAAAAAUGUGAGCCUUCUUAGAAGCCUGGCAUUGAAGUUCACCAUGCAUUGCCCCACAAAAACAUAGGUGCAUUGCACCCUGCCAUCUAAGCACUUUCAUUUAGAGUGCACACUCCAUGAAAAUGAUACUUCCAAGACGAACAACUAGAGGGUGUUUCAUGUCUUCCUCGGCUCUUGUAAGAUCGACAAGAAUGGAAGGCAGUCUGAGAUGAGAGACGCGGACACUAUGCGCCAAUGUUUACAAUGUCAAUUUUGUUUAGCUCUUCCUUUAUGAGGGCUCAUUGCAGCUCUCUGGUGUAUAUGCGAGAGUGUUUUUUCAUUUUAAACUGUUCUCGCAUUAUUGGUCUAGCACUACCGCAAUGCGUUGAUGACAGUGUUGUUUGUCACCAUCGCCUGUAUUUUUGCAUUUUAUGUUCAUGUACCUCUUUCUAGCCUGCACUUGGAGCAAAAGUGUAUACAACAUAUAUUUUAUGCAGUUUUAGCCUUUUGAGUCUGUUUCUUUUUUAUCCAGGAGUUUGACAGCUGUGCUGAAGACUCUUGUCAUUGUCUUGUGGCUAAUUCCAUCGUUACCAACUGUAGGAGCACUCUAAAUACUAUACAAAAGAGUUGCAUAUAACAAGCUUUCAUUUAUUUUAUGUCAUCACAAUUUAUUUUAGCAAUUCCAGAUACAAACGAUAUGUUAGAAAGGCAUGGUUUGCUCGCAACACACGGCAAAGACAAACAAACAGGCUGUGUAACUGUAUGCUGGGGAAAUGUUCGUUUCUCAAGCCAUCGAACUUGUGAGGUAUAUUUGCCUGAUGCUCAUCACUAUGCUGUCAGAAAAGUGUUGUCCAUGAUCACGUCCUUUUAAAGAGUGAUGUGUCGGAUUCACUAUUUUGCUAUAUUAAAUUCCGUGCAGCACUUCCAGUGGCAUCUUCUGCCCCCAGCUGCAUGUUUCGAGCUGGCCAUUAUUGUUGCUAUUAUUUCAUAGUAACUUCUGCCUUCCUUUUACAACCUAUGACUUCAUCGGUGGAGUGCUGGGUGUGCUUAUAAUUGCAGCUGUUAAGGAACAGCAAAAACGGAAAUUGCAGGAAAAGAAUGUUGCGUACUCGGUUUGUUUCACAUUGUGAAGGUUUCUAUGCCCAUAUACGCCAUGCUGUCUCGUUUCUCUCAGCUGUGUACCAUGGCCUUUCCGAGAUGUGGGGUUAGCAGCUGCUGCGACUUCAAUGACAAAGUUCAAGUUGGUUGUUGCUGUAUAGCGAGCAGUGACAGCUCUGUUGUGCGUGUGACAUGCUUUUUCUCUUGGUGCGACGUGCUCGUUCGGCAUGCAUUUCCGUUUCUUUUUUUUCUGUGUAUGCAGCUGUGUAAAUAAGUUUUAACGCUGUGUCGUUGCCAGAGUUUGUCAGCCGCAGACCCUGGUGCACCCUCUGCCCUUUCCCUGCUGAAAGAACAGCUUCUCGAGAACCUUUGCAUAGAUUAUGGUGCUGCGCUGCAUCUUGGCUCCCCACUUUACAAGACUUUCUGCAAUCCUGUGUAAACAUUGCUCCUGUCACUGUAAUGAGUAAACACUCAAUGUGUGAACACACUGGCUCGCGAGUACAGACACACAGAACUACCCACACACAUGCAUCUCUGUCUAGUGCAUUGAUGUCGAGAUCCAAUUGUGCAAUGCUGGAAGUGGUAACCUGUUGGCGUCAUGCUGUCCCUUAAGAAACGCUGAAGCGUUGCACACCAGUCCCCCUCAUUCCUUGUCACACCUCUCAAGCGAUGCUUUAUUCUCUGUACGAGAGCUCUCCUAACAUUUUCAUUAUUUUUUUUCUGCUUUAAACUGUUUGUCCGUUUUGAAAGCUAGGUUUUGAAUGGUCAAUGGUGCAGGAAUGAUGUCAGGCCUUGAGCUUGGGAGCGUUGGAGGCUUAGGCAACAGUCCUUGUCCGAGACACUAAGUGUUGCAUUUUACCUUUUUCUUCUUUAGGAACCAAAGAUAACACCAAGAUGACAGUCAUUCUGAGAACUAACUAAAUGUAGGCGCACAGUGUAAGCAAGGUUUUAGUGACAAGGAAAUUUUUCAAGGCAUUUUUAACUGUUCUAUAGCAACUAUAUCUGGCAGAAUUACAGGAUUCAAAUAGUAAAAUUAUUUAAUACUAAAAAUAAUUGUGUUUUGCAAAACUGCUAUGACAGUGCAUCAUAUUAAGACUUUACACAAGCAUUUGUACCAUGCCAUGGCCAAAGUAGCCAUGCCACCUAAGUGACAGCUUGUUUUUUAUACACAUAAUGGUUUGAGCAGUUUCAGAAGCCUGAAUAUUUCGGACUGUGCUCAAUUUUUACAUACAUCAGUAAGCAGAAGUUUUGAGAUGGAUGGCUGCAUUGACAGCUGAACAUUUACAUACAGCAGUUACCAAACGCAUGCUAUAUGGUUGCAACUGCUAAGCGAAUGACUAACCAUAUAGUAUGCAUCUUUUAAAAUCAUAUACCUUAUCUUAUACACAGGUGUAGGAACAUUACAGCCAGCUUUGAUAUCAAAGUUUUUCACUUCAUUUUACUUCACAACCUUACUUUUGAUAUGUGCCUCAUAACGGCACACAAUUUUUUUUACACAAUUAGAAGAAUCAUAGUGAAUGGAAGUACAGAGGGAAGGUAACUGAGGUGUGAUAUUUCUGCAGCUUUUAAUUAGCAUGUUCAUAACCAAGGGGCCAAAAUGCGAAGUGUUUUGUGUUUCGUGCAUGCCACUGACUGAAAUGAACCAUUGAUUCAUCGUGGACUCAUUACAUAUCCAUCACUCAAACUUGUACUCUCCAAAAGUUGCACAUAAAGAGUGAUGAAGUCAGCAUGUUCAUAGAGAAAAUAGUUACGAAAAAUGCAACCUAUUUGUUUCAAUUUGGUGUAUAAGGUCCCACAGUAAAGAAGCAUUGUCAGUGCUUGUCUGGCAUAUGAGAAGGAUACCACCGCAACAAUGAGUCAGAGCAUCAGCAGUGCAUAGAUUAUGUUGAUGCAGUGAUGCUGUAGUCUGCAUAGGGUUUAUGUAAAACAGAGUUAGUUGCAAAAUGAAGUCUUCAUCUAAGUGCUCCAUUUAGGUACCCCAUUUUCUGGCAGUUUUCAUUUUUUCUUCCUUGUAACAUUGUGAUGUUUUUUGCAAGAGCUGGGAAAGUAAGCAAUUUUCACUCACAUUUGCACACUUACGUGGAUAGCGUGCGCUUUGGCUGAAACAUUCUACAUACUCACCCAAACCCACUCCGACCUUUGUGCAUCGUAUGGCACGACACUUCCUGUCAUGGUCAGCCUGUCGUUCAUCAAAGUCUUAUCUUUUCUUUUCGGCCAAAGCCAAAAAAACAAGUAUCUUCAGCCAUGUAAAGUGCCGGCACAUUUCUGGCUCAAUCUAACAUGAGGACUAAAAUAAUUUAGAUCACUACCAACAAAUUACUGCCGUAUCACAUAAUUGCCAAUGGUGGUGCUAUGCUGAGGACCGCACGUGCGAGAUUCUUGAACCGGCGGAGAAAGGAACGGAACUGGGGUCCUCUCGUCCUUUUUGACUGCUCCUGGUAAGAGGCGGCGCAUAUGGUCGCCUCUGGUCAUUAGUCCUAGCUUUCUAUACACUUCGUGACAGCGUGCAGACCAACAACACUCAGAGCCAUUUUUUCGAAACUCUUUUAGAUGGCCACACUGCCUCUUUUAUUUUUCUUGUAAGAUUUACUUGAUUACCAAGCACUAGUCAGUAGAUGAAAAAAAGUUUAUGGCAGAAGUAAGCAAGCAACAAGAAGUCCUUCAAUGUUUAUAUUUAUGUGUAAAGCCCCGAUUUGUUUUAUGCAGACUUCUCUACCACGCUGCUGCGUACAUCGCAUUCAGUUCACAACCUUCUCUUCCCCCACUUCAUAGAGAAGUCCACCUUCCCAAAGCUGCCAAGUGUUGAUAUGCCUUUGUGAACAGAGCAACACAACUAAACUUUCAGCGAGCGAUAAAUAGAACAGCAGACAGAGAAGAAACGCUAGCUGCUCUCACUCGGCAAACCUCGUGUAUGUGUACAGAGGGUGCAGGUUAUCGUUAGCUGUGUGACAUGUGCUUUUCCUUACCACCUUGGAGCUCUUCCUUGUCUUUUCCUCCACCAAAUUUCCAGUGCCCCCACCUAUGGGACUACAAAGUCCCAUACUGGUUGAAGAAGGGCAAGGUAACAUUGAUAAGAGGAAACAUGUCAUGCUAUUUGUUUCAUUUAGCUGUUUAGAAGAACACUGACACCUUGCUCUUACAGUCUUCUCACUCUUUGAUCUCCGUUUUUAUUUCUUCAACUGCUUUCUUUUGCACCGCAAUCUGUGUGCUCAGCUUUGUAAACUCCAUAGAAAAAAAAAAAACACUACUUCUACCAGUAGAUGUAUACACAGUCUCCUCUCGUGUAUUUGUAUGCUUGUUAAUAAACGAGGAAAAGAAAACAAA